Myotis davidii is the source of this 4342-nucleotide messenger RNA. RefSeq names its product ectopic P granules protein 5 homolog. The record is from RefSeq and is a predicted model, not a curated record. Gene Ontology annotation, cellular component: cytoplasm. Lineage: Eukaryota; Metazoa; Chordata; Mammalia; Chiroptera; Vespertilionidae. Gene Ontology annotation, biological process: autophagosome maturation.
AAUGCUUUGGGUUACCACUGUGACCGGAGUCUGCUCUCUUCCUUGGUGAGCUGGAUCGUGGCUGGCAACAUCACUCCUUCCUUCGUGGAGGGCUUGGCCACGCCCACUCAGGUGUGGUUUGCAUGGACCGUCCUGAACAUGGAGUCCAUCUUUGAAGAAGAUUCUCAGCUCAGAAGAGUUGUUGAAGGGGAACUGGUUAUAAACCCUUCUUUCACUCCUGACCAAGCUUUGAAGAAAGCGCAGGCCCAGCUGAAGCUCCCCCUCGUCCCGUCGCUGCAGAGGCUGCUGGUCUAUCGCUGGGCCCACCAGGCUCUGGUCACUCCAUCUGAUCACCCUCUUCUGCCGCUCAUCUGGCAGAAGUUCUUCCUGCUGUACCUGCACCGCCCAGGACCGCAAUACGGGCUACCCAUAGAUGGUUGUAUUGGAAGAAGAUUUUUCCAAAGCCCUGCACAUACUAAUCUGUUGAAAGAAAUGAAGAGGCGCCUGACCGAGGUAGCUGAUUUCCACCACGCAGCGAGCAAGGCCCUCCGUGUUCCAGCAGAGGGCAGUGAAGGGCCACCCGAGAGCCCGGCUGGCACCCCUGCUUACCUGACUUCACCGGAGCUGCACACGGAGCUAGUGAGGCUCUUCAACGUAUAUAUACUAUGGCUAGAAGAUGAGAAUUUUCAAAAAGGAGACACCUAUAUCCCUACUCUACCAAAGCAUUAUGACACUCACAGGCUAGCCAAAGUGAUGCAGAAUCAGCAGGAUCUGUGGAUGGAAUAUCUGAACAUGGAGCGCAUACAUUACGAGUUUCAAGAAACAAUUGGUCUGUGGACGCAGGCCAAACUUGAGUCCCAUUCCGCAUCCUGCAGUUUGUCAGUUCAGCUAGACUUCACUGAUCCUUUUUUGGCUAAAGAGAGGGUCUUAAGUAGCUUGCGGAAGCAUGACGCUCCCCUGCCUCCCCUUGCUCUGCACCCAGUGAGGCCUCCUGUGCCGGUUAUUUCCUCUGAUGUGCUCCUGAGUCAGAAGGACACCACCCAGCUGGUGCGCACAGACCUGAAUCUGUUGCGGCAGCAGGCCAGAACGGCUGCUCUUCGGGAAUCUCAGCAAGUUGCCCUGGAUAGUGAGCUGUUGGACACAAUGCCCAAACAGUAUGUUAAUCGAGAAGAACAGACCACAUUACAUUUGGAGUGUAGAGGCAUUAGUGGUAAGAAAUGCCAAGGAGCAGCAGUUGUAACAGUUCAGUUUGAAGGUAUGCACAAGAACGAAGCAGUAAGCCAACAGCUUCAUGCUUUGUGGAAAGAAGUGAAGCAGUUACAAGCAGAAGCUACUAAACCACCACCGCUUAAUAUUGUGGAGGCGGCUGUGCAUGCAGAAAACUUGAUUACGUAAGUUGUAAGGACAUUUUAUUUUAAUACUCCUUUGCUAUUGUCAAUAGUAAUAAGCCUCUUCUUUACUGUUGUGGAUUACGUCAGCGAUGAGACUCAACGUCACCCUCCCACGAGGCAGUUCUUUACUUCCUGCAUUGAAAUUUUGGGACAGGUGUUCAUCAGUGGCACUAAAUCAGAAUGCAGAAGAGUGCUGGAGACCGUUCUGAAGAACAGGAGGCUCUGCUCUCUUCUGUCUCCUUUCUUUACUCCCAAUGCUGCGCCCGCGGAGUUCAUACAGCUCUACGAGAAAGUGGUGAGGUUCCUGAGUGAGGACAACAGUGACAUGAUUUUCAUGCUGCUGACCAAGUUCCACGUGAAGCAAUGGUUAAACGCCGCCAAGCCGCCUCUGUCCGAGCGCACCAGGCUUCUGGAGUCCAUCCACCUGGCACUCACUGCCUGGGGCCUCGAGCCAGACGAAGACAUUUUGAUGCCGUUUAACCUUUUCUGCAAGCACUGGACUUACCUUCUUCUCUACCAGUUCCCUGACCAGUACAGUGACAUUCUCAGGCUGCUGAUGCAAAGCUCUGCUGAGCAGCUGCUGAGCCCUGAGUGUUGGAAAGCCACUCUGAGAGCCCUGGGCUGCUGCGCCCUAAACUGCCAGCAGGGGGCAGCUCUUGCCGAGAGCACGGUGCUUCAAAGCUCUCCGGAUGUCCUUUUGUCAGACAAGCAGGUAAUGGAGACUAUACAGUGGCUCUCAAACUUUUUUCAUAAGCUUCGCUUAUCCACAUUGGACUUUAAAAGUUUCGGGUUAUUCUCAAAGUGGAGUCCUUACAUGAGUGAUAUGCAGACACUCUUGGGCUAUCUUGUGAAAAGGCUGCUUGACUCAGAAAUGGAAUGCUUGGCCCAGGACCCAUCUGCCAGCAGCAAAACAGUGCUGAGAUCCCUGCACUCAGUGAUCAUCCAGCUGUUUAAGCCAUGGAUCCUGGUUUUAGAGGACAGUGAAAGCAGCCAGCGCCAUUACCCCUGGCUGGAGAGCGAUGCUGUGGUGGCCUCAGGCAUCGUGCAGCUGUUCACUGACUGCAUUGGCUCGCUGCACGAGAGAUUUAAAGGCAUUCUGUUGCCGGGUGAUGCAGGGGCCCUUCGGUUACACCUGAUGCAUUAUUGUGAAGCGUGUACAGCGCCCAAAAUGCCAGAGUUUAUCCUGUACGCUCUUCACAGUGCCUACCGGAAGCUUCCGUGGAGGGACCUGCACCCCGACCAGAUGCUCAUGGAGGCCUUCUUCAAAGUGGAACGUGGAAGCCCCAAGAGCUGCUUCUUAUUUUUGGGGUCUGUCCUCUGUGAAGUGAACUGGGUCAGUGUGCUCUCUGAUGCCUGGAGUCCCAGUCCCCUCCCGGAGACCCGGAGCAUGGUUGUCUGCCUCCUUUUCAUGAUGAUUUUAUUGGCAAAGGAAGACCAGCUGGUUGACCAGCCGGACUCGCCUCUACUUAGUCUCCUGGGGCAGACGAGCUCCCUUUCAUGGCAUCUUGUGGAUAUGGUGUCGUACCAGAGUGUGCUAGGUUAUUUCAGCAGCCACUACCAGCCCUCCAUCCUCCUGGCUAAGGAAUCUUCUGCUGAAUUAAUCGUGAAGCUCCUAAAAGUGGCUGCGGGCCUCUCUAUUCCUACCGACAGCCAGAAACAUCUUGAUGCAGUUCCAAAAUGCCGAGCCUUCAUUCAUCAGAUGGUUCAAUUCCUCAGCUCCCUGGAACAAAAUGGAAAAAUCACCCUAGCCAUCCUAGAACAGGAAAUGUCUAAGCUCUUAGAUGAUAUCAUUGUCUUUAACCUGCCUGACGUGGACAGCCAGACCCGCCACAUGGCCCUCAGCAGCCUCUUCAUGGAAGUCCUGAUGAUGAUGAACAACGCGACUAUUCCGACGGCGGAGUUCCUCCGGGGCAGUGUCCGGACCUGGAUUGAGCAAAAGGUGCACGGGCUGGUGGUCCUGCCCCUUUUAACUGCCACCUGCCAGAGCCUGGCUUCCGUCCGCCACAUGGCCGAGAUGACAGAGGCCUGCAUCACUGCCUACUUCAGGGAAGGCUCCCUCCAUCAGAUUGUAGGAUGGGGCCCCAUCCUGGUGUCCCUUCAAGUUCCUGAGCUCACCAUAGAAGAGUUUCUGCAGGAGUGCCUGUCCCUCGGCAGUUACUUGACCCUCUAUGUCUACCUGCUGCAGUGUCUCAAUAGCGAGCAGACGCUGAGGAACGAAAUGAAAGUGCUGCUCCUCCUAAGCAAGUGGUUGGAACAGGUGUAUCCCAGGUCUGCGCAGGAAGAGGCAAAGCUGUUUCUGUGGUGGCACCAAGUCCUGCAGCUGUCCCUGAUUCAGACGGAGCAGAACGACUCGGUCCUGACCGAAUCGGUCAUUCGAAUCCUGCUCCUGCUGCAGAGCAGGCAGAGCCUGUUGGCCGAGGAGAGGCUCAGCUCGGGUAUCCUGGGGGCGAUUGGCUUUGGCCGGAAGUCGCCCCUGUCUAACAGGUUCCGCGUGGUUGCCCGAGGCAUGGCCGCCUUCCUUUCUGUUCAGGUUCCUGUGGAGGAUCAGAUCCGGUUGAAGCCUGGCUCUGAGUUAUACCUCACCCUGAAAGCUCAGCAGGCUCUGAGCGUGCUUGAAUCUUUGACAAUAAGUAAGCAGUAUGUUGAAUACCAGGAGCAGAUCUCUCAAGCGGCACAAUUCAUAAAGCACCCUGGCCAUUGCCUCCACGACGGGAAAAGCUUCCUGGCUCUUCUGGUGAACCGCCUCUAUCCGGAAGUGCAUUAUCUGGACAACAUACGAUAGAGACACCGGCUCCUCAAAUACCGCUGCUGUUUAUGUUUACAUUUACCUUUGCUGUUGCACAAGUGACUGCUCAGCUUCACUGUGGAGCUCAGUGUGGCCAAUGAAGUAGUUGACUGAGAUGCAAGUCAGAGGCACUAGAGAAUGCUUUUGUGCAUGUGCACGUGUGUGUGUGUGUGUGUGUGUGUGUGUG